AUGAGAAAAACGAUUGGAAAAACGUCAUCAUCAUCAUCAUCGGAAGUAGAGAAUCCCGCGUAUUUGUCUAAACUCGAACUUUCCCAAUCCAUACCAAAUAUAAAAGACGUAGAAAACGAUUUGAAGAAAAAUUCUUUGUCGUCGGACACUAAAACUCCUCUGGAAGAAGAAAUUUUAACGAAUCCGAACGAUGAUAAUAAUAAUGGGAAAAAUAAGAAUAAAAUGAUGACGGAAGGUGAUGAUGCGGGUGAAGAUGAAGAUUAUCCGAAUCUUUUAGUACAAGUCGAAUAUUACGACAUAACGUACGAAGAUUUACCGGAAAAUGAUGAAUUCGUAGAUGAAAAUGCAUUGAUGACGUCGACGCCUACGUCACCGCCGCCGCCAUUUUCUUUUAAUAAAAAUUUAACGAAAGAUCCGAUGAUAAUAUUGAAAAAUGAUGAUAAUGGUAAAAAAAUAAUAUUGAAAGGUUCCGAUGACGUCAUUGUCGAAACGGAAACUCAAAAACCGGCGGAAUCGACGACACCGAAAGCGUUCAGUUAUUCGCCUACGAUACCGCAAGCAUCCGAUAGAGUUAUCAAACCGGAAGUCACCACCGGAAAAUACGACAACGACAAUAACAACAACAGUUCCGACGAGUAUAAAAACCCCGCCAUCGCGAAAUGA
Messenger RNA from Pediculus humanus corporis (human body louse), 663 nucleotides. RefSeq lists its product as uncharacterized. The transcript has 2 exons. The record is from RefSeq and is a predicted model, not a curated record. NCBI's taxonomy places the organism in Eukaryota, Metazoa, Arthropoda, Insecta, Psocodea, Pediculidae. The coding region runs from base 1 to 663 and encodes 220 amino acids.